Messenger RNA from Planococcus citri (citrus mealybug), 1625 nucleotides. RefSeq names its product putative fatty acyl-CoA reductase CG5065. The coding region runs from base 50 to 1540 and encodes 496 amino acids. NCBI's taxonomy places the organism in Eukaryota, Metazoa, Arthropoda, Insecta, Hemiptera, Pseudococcidae. Gene Ontology annotation, biological process: long-chain fatty-acyl-CoA metabolic process. The record is from RefSeq and is a predicted model, not a curated record. Gene Ontology annotation, molecular function: alcohol-forming very long-chain fatty acyl-CoA reductase (NADP+) activity. The transcript is spliced from 8 exons. Gene Ontology annotation, cellular component: peroxisome.
UAUUUUUCCUACCUAUAAAUUUACAUUCGUGCGAGAAAAACAAAUAAAAAUGGAACCAAAACCAAUUAUACCGGAAUUUUAUGACUGUAAAAAAGUGCUAAUUACUGGAGCGACUGGAUUCAUUGGAAAAGUGAUGAUAUGGAAAUUGUUACAAAGUUGCCCCAAUAUUGAUACGAUUUACGUGCUAAUUAGGGCAAAAUGGGGUAAAAGUGAUGAACAAAGAUUAGAGGAAUUAUUCCAUUUUCCUAUUUUUGAUAACUUUAAAAAAAAUAAUCCUGAAAUAUUGAAAAAAGUGGCCCUCAUUCAAGGCGACAUGCAACAAAAAGAUUUAAACUUAUCCGAAUCUGAUCGACGAAAAUUACAAGACGAAAUUACGGUGGUAUUUCAUAUCGCAGCUGUGCUGAAAAUGAACGCUACAUUGAAAGAAGCAGUCGAAAUGAAUGUCGAAGCGACAAUGACCCUUUUGAAUAUUUGCACGAGUAUGAGAAAUUUAAAGGUUUUUGUUUACGUUUCUACGACGUAUUGUUAUUGCGAUAAAGAUGUAACUGACAACAAAGUGUAUCCGGCCAAAAAUAGUCCCGAUGAAAUUAUCAAAUUGGUUCGGUGCUUGGAUUCCGAAUUAUUGGAGAAAAUGACUCCGGACAUAAUAAAGCCUCACCCCAACACCUACACAUAUUCAAAACGACUUGCUGAAAACGUGGUUUCUGAUUUUUAUCCAAGACUUCCAGUCGUUAUAGCGAGACCUUCGACAGUAAUUUCCAGUCACAAAGAACCGUUUCCCGGCUUCGUCGAUAACAUGAAUGGCGUUGUUGGAAUAAUGAUCGCAGUAGGAAAAGGUGUUCUAAGAAGUAUUUAUGCAGUUCCAGACUAUCCUGCUGAUUUAAUUCCUGUCGAUAACGUAUGCAAUGGUUUGGUCGCGUUAGCUUGGGAAGUUGCUGAAAAUAAAGAAAAACAGGAUAGUCUUCCAGUGUACAAUAUUUGCCUAUCCAGAGAUGAAAUACCAACAUGGGGCGAGUUGAUGAAAUUUAGCUACAACGUGUAUCUAAAAUGUCCACUCAGCAUAAUUCUAUGGUAUCCGAGUGUCACCAUGAAUAAAUAUAAACCUAUUCAUAUAAUUUCAACAUUACUAUUUCAAUGGAUACCAGCAUAUUUGAUCGAUUUUUUGAUGAUGCUUUUGGGCUAUGAACGAAUCUUGGUUCGCGUUCAAAGAAAAAUCGCAUUAGGAUGCAACCUUCUAACAUAUUUUUCCAGUCGAGCUUGGCGAUUCGACAAUAGCAAUGUUAUACGACUAAGGAAUUCCAUGAAUACAUCGGAUCAAGCUAUUUUCCCCGUAAAUCCAAAAGUGAUAGACCUUGCUGAUCGAGAGUUAUUCAUGUAUAAGUCAUUGAUUUUCGCCAGAGAAUUUAUUCUCAAAGAAGAUAAUGGCAAUAUACCUAGAAGCAUUAGGAAUUUGAAAAUAUUGUAUGUCUUACAUUGCGUUGUGAGGAUUCUUUUUUAUUCGAGUAUAUUUUGGAUGAUUUAUAAAAUUUGUAAUUUUUGAUCGCAGGCUAAUCCAUCCACAUACAGAUUACUUAGUUUAAGUGAUUUUUUUAAGCUUUAAAAAAUAAAUUGCGUUAUUUUAUGUA